UGGGCACAUGCGCAUGCGUCGAGUGGCACAGUGGCGCGGACACACCGAGCAUUUAUUGAUUUUUGCAGGUGGUGGAAGGAUUUCAAAGCGGGGUUUUGAAGUCUGCGACCAAUUGAACGCCGGUCAAGGACGCCCUUUCGCCUGCUCCACAACGCCAUCAUGCAGUGCCUCUGCCAUUUGGCGGCCUUUGGCCGGUCUCAGUGCUCUCGGCGAUCAUGUUUUGUCUCAUCAAUGUAUUGAAGAUGAAGUGGCGUGCGCAGAAGUGGUCUGAUGGAGUGAUCGGAUGCUGCAGCCCGUGUCGGUGUCUAAGACGCGCAUGAAACAUCUCGUGCGGAGGGGAAGAGACGUCGUGACCGCCAUCACCGAGCACAACUAUGAAAUUGUCAUUGGGAUGCGCAUUGAUUUUGGGCCUCAGUGUUGGCAUCUGCGAUGCAAACUAUCCGACAACCAAAUCGAAGCUCCCGCAUGCCACGACGUCGAGCACGAGCUUGACAAGCGCGUAUAGAACUUCGACAUCGAGCAAGCGAACUACACCAGCAACGUCCUCAGGAUUGGUCACGUCCAAGAUCACCACUAAGCCAACGUAUGCGGUCACGGUCAACCAGGCGACAUCGAAGUCCACCACCCUUACAACGCAAUCGCAAAGCUCGCCACAGUCAUCCUGCAUAUCGACUACAGUGUCUACUACAACCAUAGCCACUCGUACUACGACCAUUACCUAUGCGAUCGAUAGUGCUUCUACGACCAUCUAUACGUAUGAAUCCUUUCAAGGCGGUCCAGAAACCGUCUUUGUCGGUGGCACCACCGAGCUAUACGUGACAUUUCCGACGACGACAACUGUUCUGAUCACCCCGACGACUUUUGUUGGACCAUCUGCUACGGUCACUAUCCCGACACCACCAGGCUUCCGACCGAUCAGAAGCUCACUGCCUGGCGCAACAGCCGAUCCUGACCUGCCAAAUCCUGUGCAGAAGCGGGACGUAUAUCCUGAGCCUGGCACGACUCCGGUGAAAUGCACGAAGACAUUUACCAGGAUAGUUACGUCGCAGGCACCAGAAAGAACCGCGACGGCUGUGACAACACUUUCUGGCACUGACUUCAUUGUUGGAACAACGAUCUUUGACGGAGUUGGCCUGUCAUCAUACCUUGCAACAUAUACGGGACCCGUGACAGUGACCUCGCCAGGAACCUACACUACUACAAUCGGCAUUUACAAUAAUGCCAUAACUUCAACCGUCACACUACCUACGCAAACAAUACGCCGUGUACAAAGCACUGUAUAUGCAGCUUGCGGCAAGGACAACAUCGCCAACAAGUACUUCGAUAAAGCGAGUCAGACAAACUACGACAUCGUCUUGAACAGCGCGUUGAUAUACUUCACGAAGGAGGAAUUUCAGGCUGAUUACAAUCCGCAAACUGCCUACGAUUGCUGCGUCAUGGCCCACUCUUACCCCAAUAUAUCCAAUUUCCAAUGGUCGCCUUUUGAGGAUUUUGUAGGCGGGAGAUGCUUCCUGACUAGAACGAAUCAGACCUGCGUGAAAGCUGGCGACCCGAGAUCCAAUAUAGCAGUCGCAAACUCCGAGGUAAUGGCGGGAUAUGCAUUUACGGGUAAUAUAGGAUGCUCACAGAUCAAGGGCAUUGAGGUUCACGGUUAGCAUAGCGUAACUGGUCAUUCGUUGUUUCUAAAUCCAAAGUAUAGAGAGAUUUUGCCGUG
Messenger RNA from Dissoconium aciculare CBS 342.82, 1714 nucleotides. RefSeq lists its product as uncharacterized. The coding region runs from base 375 to 1655 and encodes 426 amino acids. Lineage: Eukaryota; Fungi; Ascomycota; Dothideomycetes; Mycosphaerellales; Dissoconiaceae. The transcript has 2 exons. The record is from RefSeq and is a predicted model, not a curated record.